This is a messenger RNA of Diversispora eburnea, 1296 nucleotides long. Lineage: Eukaryota; Fungi; Glomeromycota; Glomeromycetes; Diversisporales; Diversisporaceae. The record is from the annotation of a GenBank genome assembly.
AUGGGAAAAACAAGAAGAAAAAAGAGAAGAACUCAUAUUCCAGCAGAAGAAAGUGUAGAUCCAAAUGCACCUCCGGCACCAAAAAGUUUUGUUUUUAAGUCGGGAAAGGUUGGUAAAUCUGUUUCCCGUCUUGUAAAAGAUAUGCGUAAAGUGAUGGAACCACAAACUGCUAUAAAAUUAAAACGUAAACAUAAUAAAGUAAAAGAUUUUUUAUCGGUGGCUGGUCAAAUAGGCGUAACCCAGUUUUUAAUAUUUACACAAACAGAUAAUGGAACUAAUUUGAGGUUGGCACGAACACCUCGAGGACCUACUUUAUGCUUUAGAGUAUUAAAGUAUUCAUUAAUUGGUGAUGUGUUGUCAACACAAAUUAAUCCUAAAAGUCCAAAAUCCGAAUUUAAAACUUCACCAUUGGUUGUAUUAAACAAUUUUGGUGGAGAAGAAAAUCAUAUGAAGUUAAUGACAAGCAUGCUUCAAAAUAUGUUUCCUUCUAUAAAUAUAAACAAAAUGCAAUUAGCAGAAGCCAGAAGAGUUGUUAUGUUUAAUUAUGAUCCGGAAACAAAGAAUAUUGAUUUUAGACAUUAUUGUAUAGGUGUAAAACCUGUUGGUAUUAGUAAAAGUGUUAGACGAAUAGUUACAAAUAAUAUACCAGAUUUAAGUAAUUAUCAAGAUAUUAGUCAUGUAUCAGAAAGUGAGGCAGAAAGUGGAAUAGAGACCACUGUAACAUUAGCACAAGAUUUUAUUGGUAAAAUAAAUAAAAAAUCAGAUCAACGUGCUAUAAAAUUGACAGAAAUAGGUCCACGGAUGGAAUUGAAAUUAGUAAAAAUUCAAGCUGAAUUAUGUGCUGGAGAAGUAUUAUUUCAUGAAUUUAAAGAAAUUAAAAAGAUGAAUCAAGAACGUGAACAACGUCGAAAACUAAAACAAAUGAGACGUAAAGAACAAGAAAGAAAUGUGGAACGUAAAAAAUUAGAGAAAGAAGCCCAUCGAUUGGUAACUAGUGAUAGUUGUGAAAGUAUUAAUGAUAACGAUGAAGAUGACAUAUAUAAAAAUAGAAUUAAUGAUGAAUAUAUAAUGGAAGGUGAUGAUGAGCUUUUUAAAGAAGAUUUAAAUGAUUAUAAUGAUUUCGAAGAAGAAGAAGGGGAUGAAAAUGAAAGUAGUUCAGAAGAAAAUGAAACAAAAUUACAACUAUCAUCUAAAUCUAAUUGGAAGAAUUCUCAUCAACAAAGAAAAAAUAAUUUUAUGAAAGGAAAACCAAAGAUGAGUAUAAAAGUUGGUGUAAAAAAGCGUAAGAGAAAAUGA